Molecule: messenger RNA, 9329 nt
Organism: Mercenaria mercenaria
Lineage: Eukaryota; Metazoa; Mollusca; Bivalvia; Venerida; Veneridae
Product: lysine-specific demethylase 5A-like
Exons: 30
Coding region: 135-5534 (1799 amino acids)
Biological process (GO): chromatin remodeling
Cellular component (GO): nucleus
Molecular function (GO): histone demethylase activity; DNA binding
Source: RefSeq, a predicted model, not a curated record
AGGUGUGUUGUUAGGUCCCAUCUGGAGUAGUGUUUUGAUUUACAAAGUGGAAUUAUUUUUUGGAACUUUUGUUGGAAUUACAGCCUUAACGCACACGGAAUAUGUCUCAAGAUUACAGAGCAUAAUUCAUCAACAUGAGUCUUGCCGAGGAUCCGUAUGUCAACUUCGAGCCGCCACCAGAGGCACCGGUUUUUACACCGACCGAAGAAGAAUUUGCAGAUUCACUUGCGUACAUCGCGAAAAUAAAACCAAUCGCCGAAAAAUAUGGAAUUUGCAAAGUAAAACCACCAAAGGACUGGCAACCACCAUUUGCAGUUGACGUUGACAAAUUUAGAUUUGUUCCUCGUGUGCAGCGUCUUAAUGAGUUAGAGGCAAAGUCCCGCAUCAAGUUGAACUUCCUGGACCAGCUGGCAAAAUUUUGGGAGUUACAGGGAAGUAGUCUGAAGAUUCCUCAUGUUGAACGUAAACUGCUUGAUCUCUAUGACCUCUAUAAGACUGUUGAGAAAGAAGGGGGAAUGGAGUCAAUCUCACAUGAUAGACGAUGGACCAAAGUUGCAACAUCUAUGGGGUAUGAGACAGGGAAAGGAGUUGGAGGGACCCUGAAAUGCCAUUAUGAGAGAUUACUCUUUCCUUAUUAUCUCUUCAAAACAGGAGCUUCUCUUGAAGCAGCAAAUUUGAAGAUCAAUGAUGAGUUAGAGGAGAAUUCUGCUGAUGCUGAUUACAAACCACAUGGUAUUGAAGAGAGAAUCGCCAGUGGUAGCUAUAAACGAAUACCAAAGAUGGAGAGAAAAGAAAUUAAACAGGAACCAUCUGUAGACUUUAAUAAGAACCCAGAGUUAAGGAAGUUACAGUUCCAUGGAGCCGGGCCCAAAGCUGCAAUACCAAAAGGGGAGGAGGAAGAGGAGAAACCAGAUGUAAAGGAGGGAAAGAAAAUGAAAACCAGAAAUAAAACAAACCCAGGACUUUACACUUACGUUGACUUGUAUUACUGUCACACGUGUGGGCGUGGUGACGGGGAGGAGUACAUGUUGCUAUGUGACGGUUGUGAUGAUGCUUUCCACACAUACUGUCUAAUACCACCAUUGUCAGAAAUACCCAAAGGAGACUGGAGAUGCCCCAAAUGUAUACAACAGGCAUGUAGCAAGCCACAGGAUCCAUAUGGGUUUGAACAGUCAAAGCGAGAGUUCUCUCUACAGUCCUUUGGGGAGAUGGCAGACAACUUUAAGAGCAACUACUUCAACAUGCCUGUACAUAUGGUGCCAUGUGAGAUGGUUGAGAAGGAGUUUUGGCGUCUUGUGAACAGUCUAGAGGAGGAUGUGGCAGUGCAGUAUGGGGCUGAUGUUCAUGCUAUGGACCAAGGUAGCGGGUUUCCAACAAAGGCUGUUAAAGAACAAUUUAUGGAAGAUGAGGUAACAGACUCUCUUACCGAGGAGUAUAUGAACUCUAGUUGGAACUUGAACAACUUACCAGUGCAGGAGGCCUCAGUGUUGUGUCAUAUCAAUGCAGAUAUAUCAGGCAUGAAGGUACCAUGGUGUUAUGUUGGGAUGUGCUUUUCCAGUUUUUGUUGGCAUAUUGAAGACCACUGGAGUUACUCAAUUAAUUAUAUGCACUGGGGUGAACCUAAGACCUGGUACGGAGUGUCGGGCAAUAAUGCUGACCAGUUUGAGGAGGCCAUGAAGCGUACGGCACCAGAAUUAUUUGAGAAUUCACCAGACUUACUACAUCAACUAACCACAAUCAUGAACCCCAAUGUUCUCAUGAAACAAGGAGUGAAGAUUUGCCGAACCAAUCAACAUGCAGGAGAGUUUGUGAUUACAUUCCCAAGAGCAUAUCAUGCUGGCUUCAACCAAGGCUAUAACUUUGCUGAAGCUGUCAACUUCUGUCCCUCUGACUGGUUGCCAAUGGGAAGGAAAUGUAUAGAACACUAUAGGGAACUUCACAGACAGUGUGUGUUCUCACAUGAGGAACUGAUAUGUAAGAUGGCUGCCGACCCAGACAAUCUGGACUUUAAAGUUGCAGCCUGUACACAUGAAGAUUUACUGACCAUAGCUGAUAUUGAAAAACAACUGAGAAAAAAACUACUGCAAAUGGGAGUUACAGAAGCAGAGAGAGAAGCAUUUGAAUUGUUACCUGAUGAUGAGAGACAGUGUAGCUAUUGUAAAACCACUUGCUUUCUGUCUGCUCUUACCUGUCCAUGUUCUGAUAGUAUAGUAUGUCUCCGCCACUCCGAUAAACUAUGUAGUUGUCCACCCAGCAAGUAUUGUUUAAGGUACCGGUACACGCUAGAUGAAAUCCCAGCAAUGUUGAGCAGGUUGAAGGAGAGGGCAGAGUGCUAUGAAAUUUGGCAUAAAAAGGUGGAAAGAGCCUUGGAGGCUACAGAUGAAAACAAAGUCGAUUUGUUGGAGUUGAAGAAUUUACUGAUUGAUGCAGAGGAGAAACAUUUCCCAGAUUCUGAGCUAAUGCAGUCCCUGAACAACGCUGUCACAGAAGCUAUGAAAUGUGCAAAUGUUGCCAAUCAGCUCGUGUCAAGGAAAGUUAGAACCAGGAAUCGACAGAGUACAGAUGGUAAAUACAUUGCUAAACUCAGUCUAGAGGAACUCAAUUGUUUCUACGAGCAAGUUGCUAGUCUACCCUGCAUCAUCAAAGAGGGAAAGUUACUAAAGGAACUGCUUGACCAGGUGUUGAACUUCCAAGCUGAAGCUAAGGAGGCAUUAGAGGCAGAAACCCCAGACUCUGCCAAGCUGGAACAGCUGAUAGAGUUCAGUGUACAACUGGAUGUUGAUCUACCCGAGAUUCCAAAACUAAAACAGGUAUUACAACAAGCAAAAUGGUUGGAUGAAGUUAGGGAGUCACUACAGGAUCCAGAAACUGUUGUUCUCGAUACAUUGAGGAAACUGAUGGAAUCAGGGGUGGGCUUAUCACCACAUAAUGCUGUUGAGAAGGCAAUGGCAGAGUUACAGGAACUGUUAACACUCAGUGAACGAUGGGAAGAAAAAGCUAGAAUAUGCUUACAGGCCAGGCCGAGACAUGUGAUGUCAACAUUAGAAGCAAUAGUAAAUGAAGCAUCCAACAUUCCUGUCUGCUUGCCAAAUGUGAACGCUCUGAAAGAGGCUUUACGUAAAGCAAAGGACUGGACAUCUAAAGUGGAGGCCAUCCAGAGCUCUGAGUCAUAUCCCUACCUAGAUGUAGUGGAGAGCCUUGUAAAUAAAGGACGACCAAUUCCAGUACGCUUAGAUCAACUUCCACAAGUGGAAUCUCAGGUAGCGGCUGCUAAAUCCUGGAGGGAACGUACAGCCAGAACAUUCCUUAAGAAGAACUCGACCUACAGUCUACUAGAGGUGCUGUCACCACGGAGUGAUAUAGGGAUCUACAACAGUGGUAAGAGGAAGAAGAGAUUGAAGGAUUUAGAGAGAGUUCACUCUGAGAACAGUCUGACAGAUAUCAAAAUAGAGGAACAGAGAGACCCUGCUCUCAUCGUUGCAGCAUUUAAGAUGGCUGAAGAGAAAGAAGCAGAGGCUAUGAUGGAUCUACGCAUACGUAACAUGGAGAAGAUACGCCAGGAUGGUGUAGAUGCCAGGUUCUGUAUCUGUAGGAAAGGUGCCUCGGGAUUCAUGUUACAGUGUGAACUAUGUAAAGACUGGUUUCAUGGUACGUGUGUUCCCUUGCCAAAGUCGGCCAAUAUCAAGAAUAAGUCUUCACAAAUGGCUGCAGUGCAGGCAGCUAAAGAUCUCAAGUUUCUGUGUCCAUUGUGCUUACGUUCACGAAGACCUCGUCUGGAAACCAUUCUAUCCCUACUUGUGUCCUUACAGAAGUUACCGGUCCGUCUACCAGAGGGUGAAGCUUUGCAGUGUCUGACAGAGCGAGCCAUGGCAUGGCAGGACAGGGCACGUCAGGCAUUGACUACAUCAGAACUGGCAUCAGCUCUUGCUAAAUUGAGUGUUCUUAGUCAGAAAAUGGUGGAGCAAGCAGCAAGGGAAAAAACUGAGAAAAUAAUAAAUGCUGAAUUAAUGAAAGCUGCUAAUAACCCAGAACUUCAAGGACAUUUAGCGAGUGUAACGCAGAAUGCUUUCAGUGGAAAUGGAAAUGUGCCGCCUAGAGCGGCAGACUCUGGUAUAGGAAUGGACUUGGAAAGUUCGUUACCAAUGCCACUUUCCCCUCCAGUAGUGAAUGAAGAUUCACAGGGUGGAGAGGAGGAUUAUCAACUGGAAAUUGAAGUGGUUAGUUCAGGAGAAAACAGCAAUAGUAACCCCCCAACAGGAGGAAUGUCCGAGCAUGCUUACUCAUCUAUGUCCAAACUUCAUCCUGGUGCUCUUUCACCAAAGAAGCAGCAGCGUAAGACGCCAUUAAUACCACGUCAGUUAGAAAACCCAGUCCUGGAGCUGUCUGACCAGGCUAAAGUACAACUUGAAAUUCUAAUGAUGGAAGGAGACCUGCUUGAAGUAUCGCUAGAUGAGACGCAGCAUAUCUGGCGGAUACUGCAGGCAUGUCAGCCACGCUCGGAGGAUAAUAGAGUUGUAGAAUUUGAUGACUAUGAUUCUACAAAGAUAGGUUAUGAUGGAGAAAGGAUCAAAAUAAAGAAAGAAAAGGACCCAGAAAAGAGAAAGUAUAAGAAGAGGAAGAGCCUUGAGGGUGGUGACCCAUUAAAACCUAAAAAGGUCAAGGUGAUCACUGUGGGUCUGGAUGGGGAAAAAUUGAAGAAGAAGAAGUUGAAGAUCAUGAAACCAAAAAUAAAGCGAGAGUUUGAUGAAAAUGGAAUGGAAUUCCAAGAUAUUAUGUCUGAGGAGUUAACUGGACCAUUGACCAUUGACAUCAAACCAGACAAACUGAAGAAACUGAAAGCAAAGAUAGAGAAGGGAGAGAAACCAAGGAAGAAAAAGAAGCUAAAAGUCCCGUUGAAAGCUGAGGAUGGACAAGCAGUAGAGAAGAAAAAAAGAAAGAAAAGAGUAAAGAAGGAACUGAUGAUGGCUGAUGAUGAUGAUAGUGAUGAGGAUUGUGCUGCUAGAAAGUGUCUUAAACCUACAGGGGAAGUGAACUGGGUGCAAUGUGACAGAUGUGAAGAGUGGUUUCACCUUUUGUGUGUUGGCCUUGCUGAAGAUGAAGUGUCAGAGGAAGAGGAGUAUGAAUGUUUCUCGUGUAAACAGGGGCGUGGCCAACAACCUGUCCUGGUAGGAAACCAUAAUAAAUCGAGUACCAUCUCUCCUACUAAAGUACCUGGAAUGUAUAACUACAGUGGAGUGUCUGUGAUUAAAGCCGAACAAGACAUGGACAAUGUGCUUGUCUGUAAUGAGGAAGUUGAGGUAACCAUGGAUACACCGCGGUCGUCUAGUUACAGUAGAGCCAUGGAAACCUAUCAUAGUUCACUGAUUGCAGAGAAAGACGAUCCUGAAAUGGCCACCUCCUCAAAAAUCACACAGUUUUCAUACGAGACUGAUGAAAGUUCACAGGAUGAAGUGAAGUCUACUUUCUCUGUAGGAACUGACUCAAACGAGGCCAUUGCUAUGGCAACACAAAUAAGUGUUGCGUCAGACGCAUAGAAAGUUUGCCAGUAUUAAACUAGAUUCUUGAAGGUGUGAAUUUGGAGUGAAGAGAUGGUUACAUGAGGUGGGUAAAAUUGCUACUUCAGGAGAGCUUUUGCUGGUCUGUAUAGACAAAAACAGAUUCAGGUUCCAGUAUAUUAUUGGAGGAAAUGGAAUGAGAAAGUUAUUGUGGGACAUCGAAAGUUCAGUAAGGAUAAGAAGACCAGAUACUGUGGUACACAUGUACAACAAAGAUAGUGCUUAAGACAACAUUCUGUAAUAUGUAAUUACCUGUUGUGUACAGGUCUGUUUAGAUCUUGCUACAACUGGAAACAUUUUGAUCUAUUAGAGUCAUGGUUUUUUCUUGUACACUGUUAAGAACAUAACUGCACUGUACAUAAAAUCUUUAUAUUGUGCUAUGUUCGUAUUUUUGUUGUAAGUCCUUUCGUUUGAUGUCCGUGUACAUUUGAUAACACUUUUCAGUCUGUCCAUAGUUUCAAGCUUAUCAUGAUGUUAAGGAAAAGCUACAUUUUCUUAUAAAUUCAGCACAAUUGAAAGUUUUUUUUCUUCUGAAAUUGAAAUUCAUGUAUGCAACAUUUCUGUUAAUAAACUGGAAUACAUGAAUGAAAAUGAGAAGUUACGAGUCAAAUAAGUCAAGAAAAUUUAAAAUGUACUUGCAUAUGUACUAAAACCAGAAAGAAAAAACACUCGGAGAUAUACUAAAAGUUUGUGUUUUUUUUAAAUGGAAGAUGUACUAAAAUCAUGGAAAUGUUUAUAUCUUAAUACUUUUUGCUGCAACAUAACAUUUUUGAAGAGAAUUAUGACAGAUACUUCUUUCAGCAGAAAAUUAUGAGGGCUUCAAGAUAGGUUUUUUUUUUAGCUCACCUGAGCACAAAGUGCUCAGGGUGAGGUAUUGUGAUCGCUCACCGUCCGGCGUCCGUCCGUCCGUCCGUCCGUCCACACUUUCCUUUAAACAACAUCUCCUCCUAAACCAACAGGCCAAUUUUGAUGAAACUUCACAGGGUUGUUCCUUGGAUGGUCUUCUUUAAAAUUGUUCAAAGAAUUGAAUUCCAUACAGAAUUCUGGUUGCCAUGGCAACCAAAAGGAAAAACUUUAAAAAUCUUCUUCUCAAAAACCAGAAGCCCUAGAGCUUAGAUAUUUGGUGUGAAGCAUUGCCUAGUGGACCUCUACCAAGUUUGUUCAAAUCAUGACCCCAGGGUCAAAAUUGACCCAGCCCCAGGGGUCACUGAUUUUACAUAGGAAAAUCUUAAAAAAUCUUCUUCUCAAAAACCAGAAGCCCUAGAGCUUAGAUAUUUGACAUGUAGCAUUGCCUAGUGGACCUCUACUAUAAUUGUUCAAAUCAUGACCCCGGGGUCAAAAUUGACCUCGCCCCAGGGGUCACUUGAUUUUACCAGGAAAAUCUUCAAAAAAUUUCUAAAAAUAAACCAGAAGCCUAGAGCUUAGAUAUUUGACUUGUAGCAUUGCCUAGUGGACCUCUACAAAAUUUGUCCAAAUCAUGACCCCCGGGGUCAAAAUUGACCCCACCCCAGGGGUCACUUGAUUUUACAUAGGAAAAUCUUCAAAAAUUUUCUAAAAAUAAACCAGACGGCCUAGAUCUUAGAUAUUUGAUAUGUAACAUUGCCUAGUAGACUUCUACAAAAUUUGUUCAAAUCAUAACCCCCGGGGUCAAAUUGACCCCGCCCCAUGGGAUUACUUGAUUGUACAUAGAAAAAUCUUCAAAAUAAACCAGAAGGCCUAGAGCUUAGAUAUUUCAUAUGUAGCAUUGCCUAGUGGACCUCUACAAAAUUUGUUCAGAUCAUGACCCCCGGGGUUAAAAUUGACCCCACCCCAGGGGUUACUUAAUUUUACAUAGGACAAUCUUCAAAAAUUUUCUAAAAAUAAACCAGAAGGCUUAGAUCUUAGAUAUUUGACAUGUAGCAUUGCCUAGUAGACUUCUACAAAAUUUGUUCAAAUCAUGACCUCCGGGGUCAAAUUGACCCCCACCUCAUGGGGUUAUUUGUUUAGCUUUAGCAAAGAAUUUUUUUCAAGAAAGCAAUUAAACUCAGGUGAGCGAUAUAGGGCCAUCAUGGCCCUCUUGUUUUAUUUGCAUAUUACCAAUACUUUAUCCUUAAUUUGUGUGAUUUCAUUAAGCAAGUUGGGUGUUUGAUGCUUUGUACUAAAUUGCUUGUUAAGUUAUUUCAUAUUUUAUUUGAAUCUUGUUUUUGUUUUUGAUUUUUCAUUUGUGUGUUGAAUUUAUUUGACUUCAUUUUGAAGAAAUAUAUUCAUGGGACGCAUGUUAUUACACUUAUAAUGUCCAGGUAAAUAUACACCUGUUUAAAUUAUAUCUCUUACAGAACAGCCUUUCACCUUAAGGUAGUUCUGCACGUUUGGGUCGACAUUUUUUCUACAAUGUAGAAUUUGAUUAAACUUUGAUUUUUCAAAACUUAAAAACAUACCUAGAAAAUUCAGCAAAUAAAAAAGAUAGGGUCGUGUGCUUGAUUUUUUGCUAGACUGAUUUAAAAAAUUUGGACCUCAUGAAAUAUUUCAUAAUUGGAGUCUAUGGGAAAAUCAUAACUUUCAUAACAUUUUCGUGAAUAGAAAUUUUUCUACAAUGUAGAUUUUGAUGAAACUUCUCAGAGUUGUGAAUAAAGACAUGUCCUAUAAUUUGAUGAAAUAAAAUGUAUAGGUCUGUGUGCUUACUUUUAAGAUAUUUGACCAUGAUUAAAGAAAACCGGACAUUUCACACUAAUUUUAAGACAUUAUUUUGAAUUAUUUAACGUGUCAUAUGUUUUAGUACCAUAUUUUGACUUUAGAAAUAUAUAUCAACAGUGUCAAUGUAAUAAAUUUACUCACAGGUUGCGAUUAAUUCAUAAAAUGAUUUUCAUUUCCGUACUUCAAAUCCAGGCUUUAUUCUUCGUUUUCCGGAUAAAUGACGUUACGCCAUCACUUCCGGUUUAUCAAACGUGCAGAACUACCUUAAUAUAUGGUCACAUAUGUUGUCUUCAUCCAAGUGAAUCAAUUUUUCAGAACACACAAAACUUAUUAGCAAUUAAUUGAAAAUAUAAGGCCAUUUUUGUAGGCUAACCAGUAGCUGCGUGGUAAACACUGUCUGGGAAAUAAUCUGGACAUUUUUGCAGUCAAUAUUUCUUAUAUUUAGCAAUACAAAUUUGUAUUUAAUAUUUCACCUGUUUCUCUGUUAACAGCGAAUAUAAAAGCAAUAUACAGGAAGACUUUGUUUAAUGACUAUAUAGUGUAGGUGUAUGUACACCUGGCAAUAUGAGGUGUUGCAUAGUUUGGAAGAGAUUUUUUGCUAUAUACUUGCAGUGUUCCAUUAAUUGUGUAUUAUAAUUUUCACCACUAUUCAUUAUGUGCUACUUUGUGAAUAGAAUAUGUUUAUCAAUUUUUGAAGCGAGUUUGAAAUAUUCUGUACAGUUGCACUUGUGGGAUUAAAGAACAAAGUGUGUUAUCUUCCAGCAUAGUUUGCUUAAAAGCUAACACAUUGUAAAACAAAAGAACAUAGUGUAUCGUUUGCAAUACAUGCAAAACCAGUCAAUAUGAUACUGUGUCAUAUUUGUUGGCUGUUAAGAAUUUGCCAUAAACAUUCAUUCUAAAUGGCCAUUUCAUUUAUACAAUGUUAACAUCCUCUCUUAGAGACUUAAGUGUGAAUCUUGUGAAAAAUCAAUUGAACCGUUUUCACAAUGCUUGUAAAUUUGCUUUUGAAAGGUAUGUUUGUAAAUAAUUUUGAAAACAAUUAUUGAAAGUACUUUGUCAAAUUUGUCAUUGGUAAAUGUCCUAAUAAACAUUUUCUCUUAA